Messenger RNA from Candida albicans SC5314, 759 nucleotides. RefSeq names its product carboxymethylenebutenolidase. The transcript has a single exon. The coding region runs from base 1 to 759 and encodes 252 amino acids. Gene Ontology annotation, molecular function: hydrolase activity. Lineage: Eukaryota; Fungi; Ascomycota; Pichiomycetes; Serinales; Debaryomycetaceae. The record is from RefSeq and is a predicted model, not a curated record.
AUGCGUAUUUACGUUUACCAUCCUAAAAUUCCUAAUUAUCCAAAAGUGAAAUUCCCAGGGGUCCUCGUAUACAGUGAAAUAUAUCAAGUUACUGGACCUGUUUCUAGAUUCGCCAAGGAUAUUGCUGGCCAAGGCUUUAUUGUUGCAUGCCCAUCCAGUUAUCAUAAUUUUGUUGGCCCUGAGCCAUUGGCUUACGAUGUUGAAGGUACCGAUAUUGGUAACCAAUACAAGAUUGAAAAAGAGUUGAAGUCAUAUGACGAAGAUACCAAUUUGACAAUAGAGUACUUAUUGAGCUUACCAACUUGCAAUGGUAAAUUGGGUGCUACUGGUAUGUGCCUUGGUGGCCAUUUAGCAUAUAGAGCUGCAUUGGAUCCAAGAGUCCAAGCUACAGUGUGCUUUUUCGCCACUGACAUCCAUUCGAAGUCUUUAGGAAAAGGGAAGAACGACGAUUCAUUGGAGAGAUGUGGUGAAAUUAAAGGUGAAAUCAUUUUAAUUUUUGGUUGCAAAGAUAAUCAUGUCCCAUUGGAAGGCAGAGACUUGAUUAGGGGCGAGUUAAGAAAGAAAAACGUCGAAAUGACCUUUAUUGAAAUUAAUGAUGCUCAACAUGCAUUUGUUAGAGACGAGCUCAGCAAAGGAAGAUAUGACCCAGCAACCACCAAAUUAUGUUUUGAGUGGUUGUUUGAAUUAUUCAAUCGUAAAUUGAAAUUGGAUUAUGGUGACCAUGAUGGUAAAGAUGUAGUUAUUGAAAAUGUAUGCUGA